AUGCACGGAGGUCUUGGCUACGAGCGCUCUGCAACCAUCAUUGACCUCGAGGAACACGCCGCCCCAGACCCUCUCUAUUCCACCCCUGGUCCCCCGCGCGUUGCUGACUCCUUCUUCCCCGCUGACCUCUCGCGAGAUGACCAUCGCUCCAAGAAGCGCAAGAUCGAGCGCGCAUGCGACUUUUGUCGGAAGCGGAAGACAAAAUGCGAUGGUCCCAAGAUGCUGGAUAAUGUGUGCACGAAUUGCUUGCAGACAGGCAGGAGUUGCACCUAUAUUGAGAGCUCGAAACCUCGAGGCCCUCCCAAGGCCUAUGUAACAGCUCUGGAGGAUCGUGUCGAGAAAAUAGAAGCGUUGCUUCGCAGACUGAGGCCGGACACAGAUUUUACUACCGAACUCGGUCCUCCUGUCGUCCGAGACUCUUGGAAAGCAGACGCACAGAUCGCACAGUCGGUCGCUCAGACAGCUUCAACAUCAUCGACAAACUCCACCGCCGCGCCGUCGAGCAGUCGCAGUCACAUAUUGCUACCGAUGACCACAGCGAUCUUGUCGCCUGGUUUUGCGUACCGAGGUCCGGCUGGAGAGCGUGCCGGUGCUUCUUCCGUCAGGCAUAAGUCUCCGCGACGAUAUCGCAAGAAAAGUCAACACCCUGUGGCUGAUGGCAGCACGAGUCAAAAUGAGGAGGGGUCGUCUGAUUCCUCGCUAUCCGCGUCCGACCAUGAAGAUUCCUCUGUUGAACUCAGCCUGGUGCAGGGUAUGACACACCUGACAAUGCGUGGCCUACAGCCAGCAAAUGUCAAUGGUAAGCAAGCCAUGGACGGACAGUGGAGGUUCCACGGAAAGAGCAGCUCCUUCAAGCUCAUAAAUGCUACGAGAGAGCUUAAGCAGCGGCACAUGGAUGAAAUGGCGGGGGCAUCGUCGCCAGAGUCUCUGGCGUCCGGCUCGAACUCAAAUAGUACCCCUGGUCCUGGCUACGCACUCAGGAGGUCCGAGUAUUGGUGUUCUUUGCCUGUGAGCUUCCUUGCAUGGGAAAUUUCAUUUGAAGGCGCCGAUCGAUCGACAACGCCAUCCUUCUUGAUGUCCCGCUUUCCGCCACUGGAUUUAGCAAAUGAUUUGAUACAGAUAUAUUUUGGUGUACACAACACCAUAUAUCCGCUCUUACACCGUCCUACUUUUGACAAACAAUGGCGAGAAGAAUUGUACAAGACUGACGUCUGGUUCGCUGGUGUUUGCAUGGGGCUCUUUGCAGUGGCCAGCCGAUGGAGUCACGAUCCAAGAGUGCUUCCAGAUGAUAUUGCACAGUCUGCCUCGGACGAAUCGCCAGAUGGUGUGUGGGGACUGGCAGGUUGGAAGUUUGUUGAUGUAGUCCUUGAUGUCCAUCGAUACCGCCGUAGCUUGUUUCUCCCUGCAAACUUAUUCGAAAUACAAACUCUUGUGCUCAUGGCAGUAUACUUCAGAGGAACUGCUGCUCACAGUGAGUCCUGGACACUUGUUAGCAUUGGCAUCCGCAAGGCGCAGGACGUUGGUGUACAUCGUAGGAAAGUUUAUGGGCGAAAACCUACUGUCGAAGAAGAGCUUUGGAAGAGAGCUGUCUGGCAUUUAGUUUCGAUUGAUCGUGUGGGAGCUUUGAUGGCCGGCCGGUCAUGCUGCUCAGGAGAAGAGGAUUUUGAUCUGGAGCUUCCCCUCGAGGUGGACGACGAGUUCUGGGAGGGUGACAGCACGCGAGAACCUUUCCGGCAGCCUCACGGAAAACCUGCUAAUGUCACCGCCUUCGUCCACUGGAUCAAGUUGAGCCAAAUAUGCGCAUCGACACUAAGAACCCUCUAUGCGUUAAGCCGUUCUAAGCAGCCGCUCGGGCUCGUAGGGCCACAUUGGAGAGAGGAAACCGUUUCGCAACUAAAUGAAGCUAUGUUGGAAUGGAUCCACAAUGUGCCACCCCACUUGAGAUGGCCUCCACCAAUGGACAACAACACCUAUGCAACACAAUCCUCCAUGCUAUAUUUAUCCUACUACAUGGUUCAAAUCACGGUGUAUCGACCCUUCAUGCCAGCUCCUCGUGUGAUUGCACUUGGUGACUAUUCCUUGAAGAGGGAACAACCCGACCAGCUCGAUGAUUCUCUUUCUUCACUAUCACUGUGUACAAAUGCAGCCAAAGCUGGCGCGCGCAUUUUGGAGAUAGUACAAGAACGUGGACUCGUUCUGCACACACUUUAUGCCCAUUAUGCUUUCCUUUAUUCUGGCGUUUUACUCGUCAAUAAAUGGACGCAGCUCGGCCGGGAAUACGUCCAGAGACAUCAGCAUUCUCAUGGCUACGAAGAUGGAAAGCUGUCAACGAACGACGGGCAGACUGAGGAGAUCUAUGCUUUACUCGACCUUCUGAAAGGUACCGACAGUCGAUCUAUUUCAGAGGCACUUCCGCCGAAUUCUGCCCCUGUUUUAAGUAGCAUACCGAAGCCACAUCUAUACGAAGAAGCAUCCGCACGUCGGUCCACGGUCUGUAGCUCUGCCGGGCGCAAUUUGAGGCUAUAUUAUCCUUCAUCUGGUCCUGUGGAUGAGCUUCCCGACCGCGUUUACCAUCCUGACAUUCCUCAGUCCCAACUAAUUGCUCCAACUAGCUCACAUUCGUAUCAUCCUUCAAUGAUUGAAUAUCAGGACUUUCCACCAUACGGUGAUUCAUCUCACCUUUGGCCAUUACACGAGAUACCUUCUUCCCGACGUUCCAGCUACGUGCAACCCGAUGAUUAUCUACCUCAAGUACCGUGGUCGGCACCCCAUCAACCACCUCGUCGCCAGGACAAUGACAUUCAUGCAUACAACGGGCAGGCUCCUGUUGUGGAUUAUGCGUUUCAUCGGCCAACAGACUACCGCGCGAACCCACCACCUCCCGCUGCCACUGACCAUUUGCAUAAUAUGAACGUAUCUAAUCUAGAUGCGACAGAGGCACUGCCAGGAGCUCCAACCGCUCACGUCAAGCAUGAACGUACCGAUGACACCAUCCCUUUGCUCUCAUAUCCAGAACCUGUCACAUACGACCACCUUCAUGUUUAUCGGCAUCCUCCACCCUCAUUUGCGGCUCCAAAUCCUUCAGGGCAAUGGGAUAUGGGCGAACAGCGGUGA
Molecule: messenger RNA, 3114 nt
Organism: Fibroporia radiculosa
Lineage: Eukaryota; Fungi; Basidiomycota; Agaricomycetes; Polyporales; Fibroporiaceae
Exons: 11
Coding region: 1-3114 (1037 amino acids)
Biological process (GO): DNA-templated transcription; regulation of DNA-templated transcription
Molecular function (GO): zinc ion binding; DNA binding; DNA-binding transcription factor activity, RNA polymerase II-specific
Source: RefSeq, a predicted model, not a curated record